AUGAAGUUCCUAACGGGGUUGUCUUUCUUAUCUCUUAUUCCUUCUUCGUUUGCGGUCCCUACAGCCAGCCUUCAUCCACGCAGUGAAUUAUUGGCUCACGAGGAACAGCCCUUGCUCAAGCUAAAGCCCCAACGAACUCCCUCCCGAGACCUUGUGAACCUUGAUGGCCUGUGGAAAUUCACCCUGGCUUCCGGUGUCAACGACACAGCCCAACCCUGGACCGCGCCAUUUCCCAGGGGUGCUCUCGAAUGCCCCGUCCCAGCUUCUUACAAUGAUAUUUUCGUCGAUCGGGAUAUCCACGACCACGUGGGAUGGGUUUACUACCAGCGCGAUGUUUUCGUCCCAAAGGGCUGGUCUAAGGAGCAAUAUUUCGUGCGAGCUGAAUCUGCUACCCACCACGGUCGUAUCUAUGUGAAUGACCGUCUGCUCGCCGAGCAUGUGGGCGGUUAUACACCUUUCGAAGCCGAUAUAACCGAGUUUGUCACUGCUGGAGAGAAGUUCCGCUUGACAAUCGGUGUCAACAACGAGCUUACCCAUGAGACGAUUCCACCUGGAAAGAUCGAGAUUGGUGAGGGCACCGGCAAGAGAAUCCAGACCUACAACCAUGACUUCUACAACUAUGCUGGUCUUGCUCGCUCUAUUUGGCUGUACUCUGUGCCUCGUCAACAUAUCCAGGAUAUCACCGUUGUCACUGAUCUUGAAGGUGAAACUGGACUCAUCAACUACAAGCUCAAGUUGGCCAACAACACGACUAGGCAGAUCAAGAUCUCUGUGAUUGAUGAGGAUGGAGUCGUUGUUGCAAAGGGCUCCGGAGCUGAGGGUACCGUCAAGAUCAGCUCAGUCAAGUUGUGGCAACCCGGCGCCGCCUAUCUUUACCAAUUUGUGGCCAACAUUGUGGAUUCCCGCGGCAAGGUGAUUGACACCUACAGCUUAGCCACUGGUGUGCGCACUGUCAAGGUUAGCGGAUCGAAGUUCCUGAUCAACGGCAAGCCCUUCUACUUUACCGGGUUUGGAAGACACGAAGACACCGCAGUCCGCGGCAAAGGACACGACCAAGCAUACAUGGUUCAUGAUUUUCAAUUGAUGAACUGGAUUGGCGCAAACUCUUUCCGUACCUCACACUACCCAUACGCCGAAGAGGUCAUGGACUUUGCAGACCGACACGGAAUUGUCGUGAUCGAUGAAACACCCGCGGUGGGUCUGAACAUUGGUUUGCUGGGUGUAUCUGGAACCGAAGCCCCAAAGACCUUUACCGAGGAUAAUAUGAACAAUAAUACCCAGAAGGCCCACAAGCAAGCCAUUCGCGAACUCAUUAGUCGGGACAAGAACCACGCCAGUGUUGUUAUGUGGUCUAUUGCCAACGAGCCUGCCUCCCAAGAAGAUGGGGCACGCGAAUACUUUGAGCCUUUAGCCAAGUUGACUCGGGAGCUUGAUCCAAGUCGUCCUAUUACAUUUGCCAAUGUCGGCAGCGCAACAUUCGAGACGGAUCUGAUCUCGGACUUGUUUGACGUUGAUUGCCUCAACCGGUAUUUUGGGUGGUAUUCCGAAACAGGAGACCUCGAGGCAGCAGAGGUAGCGCUUGAAAAGGAGCUGCGCGGCUGGGAAAAGAAAUUCAAUAAGCCGAUUAUCAUGACCGAGUACGGCGCUGAUACUAUUGCCGGUCUUCACUCCACUCUUGGUUUGCCUUGGAGUGAGGAGUUCCAGGGAGAUAUGCUCGAUAUGUAUCACCGCGUCUUUGAUCGUGUCGAGGCCAUGGCUGGCGAGCAUGUUUGGAACUUUGCUGAUUUCCAGACGACUUUGGGUACCAGGCGGGUGGAUGGUAAUAAGAAGGGUGUGUUUACCAGGGACCGGAAGCCAAAGAUGGCUGCACAUGGUUUGAAGGCGAGAUGGACAAAUAUGACCACAAGUGGGUAA
This is a messenger RNA of Penicillium samsonianum, 1914 nucleotides long. RefSeq lists its product as uncharacterized. The transcript has a single exon. Lineage: Eukaryota; Fungi; Ascomycota; Eurotiomycetes; Eurotiales; Aspergillaceae. Bases 1 to 1914 code for a protein of 637 amino acids. Gene Ontology annotation, molecular function: carbohydrate binding; beta-glucuronidase activity. Gene Ontology annotation, biological process: carbohydrate metabolic process; glucuronoside catabolic process. The record is from RefSeq and is a predicted model, not a curated record.